AUGAUAGCCUCACGAUGCUCUGUGUUCUCUCUCAUGAGCGCCUUCGUGCUCCUCCCCGUUACAAUGCCUUUGCUAGCAGCCUCAAAGGCGAUCGACUUGCGCAGUCCAAGUCUUGUUGUCACGAGAGCUGCAAGCCCAGGUCUUAGUUUGAAUGGCGAUGAUGUCUCUGGAAAGGCUGCCUUCUCACCGAACGCCGGUCUGAACAAAGGCAACCUCACUGCGCAGAGUUCCGAAGCUGGCGAGCCUUUUGAAUGCACGCUCAGCGUUACGUCCGCCUCCGGUGCAUUCGAGUUCUACCCCAGAUACCCUUGGGAUAUAAAUACUAUCGACUGGACGGGCGGCGGAGAAGCCAGCUGUACUAUCCCGAUGGUGUCAAUCUCGUUCAACCUCUUUGCAGUCAGUCCGGACGGUAGGCAACACCCCAUUGCCACAGGUGAAUGCUUCGAGUGUGCAAACCUCAUUGCGACGAACACAAAUUAUAAAUGUACCCAAGGUUUUGAUGAAUGUGAUGGGGACUGGAAGGUUGGGUACGAGGUCGUCUUCGAAGUCGCACCCCCUAAUCUGUUCAAUACGGAAUGGGGAAGUUGUGUGGCUGAAGGGGUUGUUGGGACGUGCACCCAGACUGUCGACGUCGGCACCGCGCCUAAAUACAACCUCGUUCUGCCCGAAGGUUUUACUAAUGCACCUCUGUUGACUCCAGAGGCCAUCGUUAAUAUUCGUAACGACCACUUCAUCGGACCCGAUGGCACGGUGGGGGAUCCCUCAAAGGGAGUGUUCGAUUCAAGCAAGACGGACGCUGACUUGCAGUGGAUUCUCGAGCAGGGGAUGAAAGACCCUGCGCCAUGGGGACCGGCCACUGCACCAACUUACCGACUCAAGCACUGGGGGUUGUCAGGACAGGGGCAAAAGUCACUCAACAGUCCACCCUUCAAUUCUGAUGGCAUGGAUUUGGUCAUCGAUAACGGGGGGAAUGUCAUCACGAUGUAUCCUACGUGA
Marasmius oreades (fairy-ring Marasmius) is the source of this 996-nucleotide messenger RNA. RefSeq lists its product as uncharacterized. The coding region runs from base 1 to 996 and encodes 331 amino acids. The record is from RefSeq and is a predicted model, not a curated record. Lineage: Eukaryota; Fungi; Basidiomycota; Agaricomycetes; Agaricales; Marasmiaceae. The transcript has 2 exons.